Nelumbo nucifera (sacred lotus) is the source of this 348-nucleotide messenger RNA. The record is from RefSeq and is a predicted model, not a curated record. NCBI's taxonomy places the organism in Eukaryota, Viridiplantae, Streptophyta, Magnoliopsida, Proteales, Nelumbonaceae.
UCCAUCGACUCAAGGAUGCCGAGCAGAUUUCCUGGAGCCCUUACUCAGGACUGGGAACCAAUCGUCCUGCACAAAUCCAAGCCCAAUGCCCUGGCCCUCCGAGAUUCCAAAGUCGUGAACCAGGCCUUGCGUUCCGGGGUAGCGGUUCAGACGGUGAAGAAGUUCGACGCGAGCUCGAAUAAGAAACCGGCGACGGUGGUGAACGCGAGGAAACUCAACGAAGGAAUAGAGCAUGCGGCGCUCGACAAGGUGUCAACGGAGGUGAGACAGGCGAUACAAAAAGCAAGGGGGAAGAUAAAUGCUUCGGAUGGAGGUCCUCCAGGAACUGGGACUCAGAGUCGUCGAUAA